GAGAGGAGAGGGCAAGAGCGAAAUACAAAUCGAAUCAAUCAGUCUUUUUUCACCGGUGAAAGUCUGUGCAGCAUAUAUCAUGGCGGCGGCCGGCGGAGGAACGGUGAAGGAGGUCAAAUCGAAGACCGAACUCGACAAUAUCGUCGCUGAGGGCGCUCCCGCAGUUCUUCACUUCUGGGCGUCGUGGUGCGAGGCAUCCAAGCACAUGGAUCAAGUCUUCUCGCAUCUCUCCACCGAUUUCCCUCUCGCUCGCUUCCUAAGAGUGGAAGCUGAAGAACAACCUGAGAUUUCUGAAGCGCACUCAGUUUCUGCUGUACCGUUCUUUGUAUUUUUUAAGGAUGGCAAGGCGGUUGAUACAUUGGAAGGUGCUGAUCCAUCUAGUCUGGCCAACAAGGUUGCCAAAGUUGCAGGAUCUAUUAGGCCUGGGGAUUCUGCAGCUCCUGCUAGCCUUGGGAUGGCUGCAGGGCCCACUAUACUUGAAACUGUCCAGGAGCUUGCUAAAGAAAAUGGUGCAUCACACCAUAUUAAACAACCUUCUCCUGGUAUGGACGAAACUCUGAAGAAGAGGCUCCAGCAGCUUAUUAGUUCUCACCCAGUCAUGCUCUUCAUGAAAGGGAAUCCAGAGUCCCCCAAGUGUGGAUUUAGUCAAAAACUAGUUGAUAUCUUGAAGAAAGAAAAUGUUGAAUUUGGAAGCUUUGAUAUUUUAACAGAUAAUGAAGUUCGUGAGGGAUUGAAGAAAUUUUCAAACUGGCCGACAUAUCCUCAGCUUUAUUGCAAGGGAGAACUGCUUGGUGGUUCUGACAUUGCAAUUGCUAUGCAUGAAAAUGGAGAACUUGGUCAGGUUUUCAAAGAUCACGAUAUUGAAAUAAUUGAUUCAGCUACAGGAAAAGCAGAACCAAAUGGAGGGAAGGGAGGCAUUUCUGGUUCCUCAGGCUUGAAUACUGCUACUAGUGAUCGUUUGAAAGGCAUCAUUAAUUCAAGUCCUGUUGUGUUGUUUAUGAAGGGAACACCUGAUGAGCCACGAUGUGGUUUCAGUCGCAAAGUUGUUGAUAUCCUCAGACAGGAGAAUGUCAAAUUUGCAAGUUUUGACAUUCUUACAGAUGAUGAAGUUCGUCAAGGGCUGAAGGUGUAUUCAAAUUGGUCGAGCUAUCCUCAGCUCUACAUAAAAGAAGAGCUUAUCGGUGGAUCAGAUAUCGUGCUGGAAAUGCAAAAGAGUGGAGAGCUCAAGAAGGUUCUAGCUGAGAAAGGAAUUGCAUCUGGUGCAACUCUUGAGGAUCGCUUGAAACAGUUGAUAAGCUCUUCUCCUGUGAUGCUUUUCAUGAAGGGCACACCAGAUGCUCCCAAAUGUGGUUUCAGCUCUAAGGUUGUUAAUGCCUUGAAGGAAGCGGGUCUGGAAUUUGGUUCUUUUGACAUUCUGACUGACGAGGAGGUGAGGCAAGGAUUGAAGACAUUCUCAAACUGGCCAACUUUUCCACAGCUGUAUUAUAAAGGAGAACUAAUCGGAGGCUGUGAUAUCGUGCUGGAGCUCCACAGUAAUGGCGAACUUAAGAGUACCCUGUCUGAGUAAAUUCUUGGCCGAUUUGCAUAUCGACUUUAUAUAUUGUCCUUGAUCUAAAUCUGCGGUACUUGUGUGAUGUUUUAAGAAAUGGUCAUGUUCUGGACCUGUAGUUUCUUUUACUAUUUCCUACUCUAUUAAGUACUUUAUAUACAUUAAAA
Molecule: messenger RNA, 1716 nt
Organism: Salvia hispanica
Lineage: Eukaryota; Viridiplantae; Streptophyta; Magnoliopsida; Lamiales; Lamiaceae
Gene: GRXS17
Product: thioredoxin family protein
Biological process (GO): intracellular iron ion homeostasis
Cellular component (GO): nucleus; cytosol
Source: RefSeq, a predicted model, not a curated record